Molecule: messenger RNA, 1332 nt
Organism: Aspergillus pseudotamarii
Lineage: Eukaryota; Fungi; Ascomycota; Eurotiomycetes; Eurotiales; Aspergillaceae
Exons: 3
Coding region: 1-1332 (443 amino acids)
Source: RefSeq, a predicted model, not a curated record
AUGCUUCGCAAGCAGAACACUUUCGCUGAGAAAAAGGUCCAGAUGCGGGUGGAAAAAGUCAUGAGCGUUAGGAGACGCGAACAGCAAGAGAGACGGGUAGUCAGCCGCAUCCCAUGCGGAGUUCGCUUCCCUGCCGAGCUCUACAGCUGGAGCCAUUUCUACAGGGAUUAUGCAAUUGACUCUGGGUUUACAUUCUUGAAUAUUCUCCCGGGUUUCUAUACCAACAGCUCGUCAGCGUGCUGCCAGGAAGCACUCCACUCCGUUACCUUGGCUAGCCUAGCUCGCCAACGUCAGCAGUCCGAAUUGAUGGUAAGGGCAAGGUGGCACUACGGUAAGGCAAUUACAGCGCUUAACUUGGCACUGAAUGAUCCGGUUAUGACUGCUGACGAUUCGGUUCUCAUAACGUUACUUACACUUUCACUCUUUGAGACAAUUGUACCAGAGUCUUUGGAGACAAUGAUGUCUGAUGUUGACUACCACUGCCAUAUCCAUUUCCGUGGAACGUUGCUCCUCCUUCGAUGGCGGGCUGAGCGGGGCCAAAAUUCGGAUCUGGACAAGCGCGUUUUUGCAUUCUUCUCUUACAUUUGUUUCAUGAGUAUCUUCGUGAAUCACGAGUCAGGCGACUCGAAGUGGUCAGCCCUAGAGAAAUUCACGGCUCCGUGGAUGGAUGGCCCCCUCUUAGAGCCAGUUCUGAGUCGGGCCGUUGAGUUUAGGAGACGGAUCCGAGUUCCACUGACCGAAAUGGGCCAUGGCACAUCUAGAUUGGAAGUGCUUUCUAAGCUGAUCAGGGACGGGGUUAGUAUUAGUGACGAUCUUGAAGCUGUAGCCACUGGUGUCCAAUGCUCCACAGCGACAGAGCAACAGCCAACCGCAUUUAAUUGCCUUCUCGAGGUCUCUACCAAAACGGCACAGGCGAUUGCGAGAAGUCUAUAUCGAACUAUUAGGUACCACAUCAUAGAGUUAGUCAUGGGCUUCAUAAUGGCGCUUGAAGCGGACGGCGAGGAGCAUAAGGGGACUCAUACGCCCCAUAAACUAGCUGAUCAUCAUCCCUUCUCGCAUAAUGCGCCUGUAAUAAUUCUUGAGCAAAUAUGCGAGGAAAUUUGUGCUGUUCUUGGCUUCCACAGCGCGAGCGGUAUGGAGGAAGAAAAGACCGGAAUGGCUUAUCGAUCGUUUGGCAUGUUUUUCCCUAUGGUUGUUCUCUUAUUCUCUUCGUUAGUUGGGGCAAGGAAGAAAGUCUGGCUCCAAGAAAAACUUCAGUUCAUCGGCGAGACGAGCGGCCUCGGUCUGGCAACCUACGCAGCUGGAAGAGCUGCCUUAAUGUCUAGAAUAUAA